This is a messenger RNA of Sodiomyces alkalinus F11, 1513 nucleotides long. RefSeq names its product cleavage and polyadenylation specificity factor subunit 5. Gene Ontology annotation, cellular component: mRNA cleavage factor complex. The coding region runs from base 329 to 1135 and encodes 268 amino acids. The record is from RefSeq and is a predicted model, not a curated record. Gene Ontology annotation, molecular function: mRNA binding. The transcript has 2 exons. Lineage: Eukaryota; Fungi; Ascomycota; Sordariomycetes; Glomerellales; Plectosphaerellaceae.
AUAAUCGGCAGGGAUAUUCCUACGAGUCUACGACGACUGGGAGACAAAACGUGAAGUCGACUUGAAGGCUUGACCCUGGGCAUAUCCCCGAAGGUGGCUUACAUAAUCACCAUUGAGCUACCUGCUGGACCCUUCACACGAUAUCCACUAUUUCCCGUAUCAACCUGGAACCCAAACACUGGGCGUGAGCUUGACUACGGAUAGGAACUUGAGCUUCAUCGCAGCUCGUGCAUCCCCCCAUCCGAUACCUCAAGGACAUCACCGCAUCCUAGGAGAAGACACGAAACCAAACACCGAAUCUUCUUAGACUAAAAAGUGUGCAUCAGCCAUGUCGACAAUAACAGAAGUUGCCCUCCAAUCCUCCCAUCCUCCCAUCAUUCCGCUCUCUUUCAACGGCAACCAGUCCGAGACCGUCCGGCUCUACCCACUGUCCAACUAUACCUUCGGCGUCAAGGAGACGCAACCCGAAGAGGACCCGUCGGUAAUCGCGCGGUUGAAGCGCCUCGAGGAGCAUUACAGCCAGUAUGGGAUGCGCCGCACGUGCGAGGGCAUCCUCGUCUGUCACGAACACAACCACCCGCACAUCCUAAUGCUCCAGAUCGCCAAUGCCUUCUUCAAGCUUCCAGGAGACUAUCUGCGGCCCGAAGAUGAUGAGAUCGAGGGCUUCAAGGCGCGUCUCGACGAGCGCCUGGCCCCAGUCGGACGCAUUGGCGAGGGCGAAGAGCGCGGUGACUGGCAGGUUGGCGACUGCCUCGCGCAGUGGUGGCGUCCCAAUUUCGAGACCUUUAUGUAUCCCUUCAUUCCCGCGCACGUUACCCGGCCGAAAGAGUGCAAGAAGUUGUACCUCAUCCAACUACCGAAGAGCAAAGUCCUCAGCGUGCCGAAGAACAUGAAACUACUUGCCGUCCCCCUGUUCGAACUCUACGAUAACACCCAGCGGUACGGACCUCAGCUGUCAGCAAUUCCCCACCUCCUCAGCCGGUACAACUUCGAGUUCGUCGACGACAACGGCAAAGUUGUCGCCGUCACGCCCGGUACCGGCGCGCCAGAUGGCUAUGUUCCGUCCACGAAGGUCCUAGCCGGCGAUGACACCGAGAUGAACGAGGGAAUCAAGGAAGAGAACGGUGCAGCAUAGUGGAAGAGUCCAAGCAUGGCAUCGUACCGCAAGCAGUACGGGGUAGUAGACAUUGAGAUGGAAAGGGACGGUACACGGACAGACGACAAGGCGUUCGGCGCAGGCCACAAAGGCAUGACCUGUAUAUUAUACCUGAGUUCUACGGCCGGAAUGUGGAAAUUCCAAAACAACUGAUCUGGCUUGGGUCGUCGUGGAGCAGCCGCCAUUUUAAUUUCACCCACUACGCCGAAGCCCGCUAUCGUUUGGCUCCCGUCACAAUCUGGUUGGCGCCGUGGAAGCCAGUCAUGCCUUUUCGCCCUGGAUGGUGGCCAUGACUCGGCGCUGAUGUUUCGAGGCCCGAAAUUCUAGAUACCAAAUUCCUUGCCACGUUCCCGUUGC